Molecule: messenger RNA, 4022 nt
Organism: Lineus longissimus
Lineage: Eukaryota; Metazoa; Nemertea; Pilidiophora; Heteronemertea; Lineidae
Product: tubulin beta chain-like
Exons: 4
Coding region: 104-1468 (454 amino acids)
Biological process (GO): microtubule cytoskeleton organization; mitotic cell cycle
Cellular component (GO): microtubule; cytoplasm
Molecular function (GO): GTP binding; structural constituent of cytoskeleton; GTPase activity
Source: RefSeq, a predicted model, not a curated record
UUCUCCUACGCUGUGCACAGGCGGCUUAUCCUGUGCAUCUCUGCAACUGAUGAUGAGCAAGGACAUUACUCUCCGACACUGAUGUCUGGAUUUUACCACCAAAAUGCGCGAGAUAGUGCACCUCCAGGUUGGGCAAUGUGGCAACCAAAUAGGAUCGAAGUUCUGGGAAGUGAUAUCCGACGAGCAUGCCAUAGACCCGACAGGCGCCUAUGUGGGGGACAAUGUCCAACAGAUAGAGCGCAUCAAUGUGUACUACAAUGAGGCGGAAGGCCAGCAGGCUCAGAGGUACGUGCCAAGGGCGAUCCUGGUGGACCUUGAACCCGGAACCAUGGAUGCCGCGAAGUCGGGUCCCCUCGGGAAGAUGUUUAGGCCGGACAACUUCGUUUACGGCCAGUCUGGCGCAGGCAACAACUGGGGCAAAGGGUACUACACCGACGGCGCCGACAUCGUGGACGCCAUCUUGGAUGUUCUGCGCAGAGAGGCGGAACACUGCGACUGCCUGCAAGGCUUCCAGAUUGCGCAAUCAAUUGGUGGAGGCACGGGCUCCGGGCUUGGUACGCUUCUCUCCAGCAAGAUACGCGAGGACUACCCCGACAGAAUCAUGAGUACCUUCUCGGUGGUGCCUUCCCCAAAGGUAUCUGAAGUCGUGGUUGAGGCCUACAACGCCAUGUUUACGUUUGAAAAACUCAUCGAACAUUCUGAUUCUACUUUCAUCAUCGACAACGAGGCUCUGUAUGACAUCUGUUUCCAAACUUUAAAACUCCCCUCUCCGACUUAUACCGACUUGAACCACCUUGUUUCCUAUACGAUGUCAGGGAUCACAACAUGUCUGCGAUUUCCUGGACAACUGAACGCAGAUUUGAGAAAGCUAGCAACAAAUCUCGUACCCUUUCCGAGAUUGCAUUUCUUCAUGCCUGGGUUUGCACCGCUGACGUCACGAGAGACGCGGGAAUUCCAAGCAUUCACGGUGCAGGAGUUGGUGCAGCAAAUGUUCGAUGCGAAAAACAUGAUGGCCGCGUGCGAUCCUCGGCAUGGCCGCUACUUAACCGCGGCCGCGAUUUUCCGCGGAAGACUCUCCAUGAAAGAAAUUGACGAUCAGAUGCAGUUCAUUCAAAACAAAAACAGCAAACACUUCGUGGAUUGGAUCCCUAAUAACAUUCUGACAUCAGUGUGUGAUAUUCCGCCAGCAGGUCUCAAGAUGACCUCGACCUUCAUCGGGAAUAACACGGCGAUCCAGGAACUAUUCCGGAGAAUCUCAGAACAAUUUUACAAAAUGUUCACACGGAAAGCGUUCGUGCAUUGGUACAUGGAUGAAGGGAUGGACAUGGAGGAGUUCAACCAGGCAGAGGCUAGCGUGAAUGACCUGAUUUCUGAGUAUCAGCAGUACGAGGAUGCUACGACGGGAUUUGACUCUGACGAGGACGAGGAAGCGACACCAGCAGAUGAAGAAGUUAUGCUCAUAGACUAGUGCUUAGUGCUUUUCACGGAACGAUUCUAUAUAAAAUAUCAAAUAUUAAAACCGUAUCGAAAAAUGACGAAAAUAUAUAUAUUUCUUGCAUUAGCUCUAGUGUAGACGAGUUGUAAAAGCAAGCUUCGAGCAACUGCUAGUCCAAUUAUUAUUGUCACAUAAUUUGUUUUUUUACAGUGUGGAGGAGGCUGCAUAUUUGUGCAUGUAAUUACAAAUGUAGUUGUAGUGGCAUGAAAAUAUAAAUUGUCUUAAGACGCAUAUAUCGAAAUACCAUGAUGACUAAUGGUAUUGAUGUAGGAUUUUUCAAAGUUCUUAAACGGAAGCUUAAAGCAUGGCUAGCAUUCUAAUUGCUUUGGGAAAUAUAAAUUUCCUUCUGUCAUUUGUGCAUCAUACUGAACUUCCAGCGGUAUUGCAUCCGUAGCCUCCGCGCGUUGUCUGGAAGCUAAGCAAUUAAUGACAAUACAUUGAGGGUCAAUAUGUUUGUGUAUGUAAGACUAGAGCAAAAUGAUUCUUUGAGGUAGAUCUUUUUUUUAAAAGACAAAAAAGCUCUCUCUUUGCAUGUGUAGACUACCAGUAGUGCAUCAAAGGACGCGUAUUACCAUUAUACAUGUAUAGGCCUACUCGCAAUGGGUAAUAUCAAGAACUAAUAAAGACAAUUCUUGGUAAUUAAGUUAAUGCUUUUGUAUUGCGCAAAGACUAGAUAAAAAAUAUGUCGGAAUGUUCGUAUGUUUGUGCGAAAACUUCAGCAGCGACCGGUGGAAUUGGUGGUUCUUAUCUGUGUACUUUCAGUGUAUCGUGUACGUGUUGCUGCACUCUGGUACAGCGGGCAUAUUUCCUGACCUUGAUUUUCAAGUGCGAUUGUCUAGUGCGCCGUAGCCUAAACAUUAUUUUCAUCAUUCUUUUAUUUAAAUUUCACGAAACAAGCGCGCCGGAACAACGGUAAAAAGACCCUUCAAUCACUACAGAGCAUACGUAGGCAUGCAUUGUAAUACAAUACAGAUAACAAUGUAUAGGAGCGUGCUUUACCAAUAGCAUUCCGCGAAGAUGACGUCACUGCAGCUGCUGCCCUCUAUUUCCCCAUCGCUGAAUUACAGGCAAUGUCGGACAAAAUGCGGUUUCGUAAUGGAUUCAGGCUUUCUAACUAGGGCAGUUAGAUUCAAUCUGGCACAUGUCCGAGUGUUGGAAAUACUACAUAAUUGUUCUGAAUGUUUCUCUCCCUGACUCUAUGGUAUCAUUCAUGCUAAAAACAAUGCAGGGUCAAAGAUAAUUUACUUUGGAAUAAGCUCAAAUGCGUAGAAAUAAGUGUCGAUGUCCGCCUGUCACGUGACUAAAACGUCAUCAAUAUCUUUUGCAAAUGAUCUUGUGAGCUAUAACUUCGCGGAAUGCUAUUGAAGAAAAGGGCAGUUGGAGAGUUUUUUGUUUUUGUAGAAUUGGAUGAAAUUUGAAGGGUCUUCCAUAUCGUUUCCCAACAUGUGUAUGUAGUGUAUGGUCUGUAUGUACAGGUCGCCAUAUAUUGCAUGUACAUGUAUUAUAAUUGGUUAUUUAUACUCCAUGAACAGUGUUAUUUAAAUGUUAUUGUAUGCACAGGUCGUCACAGUCAUUGGCUAAAGAUCUGUAAGCCUCACCACCGGAUAUUUCUAAUGUUUUGUUAGUCAAUGUUCCAGGGUGGUAUGGGAAGCGGCGCUUUGCAGAUUGUGCAUGACAAGUCACAAUAACGGCGGGGCCAGGGCCUACUCAGUCCUACUGGUGGCCCUUUUGUGGACCUCCGGAAUGUAUGGUCCUAGUACAGUACAGAACGGAUAGGCUACCGGUAUUCACGAGGACAUCCCGUAUAAUCAGAUGACAGUGCUUCAAUGUAAAAAAAUGUAUACAUGUACAUUUAUUCAAUUUUGUACACUUACAUUGUUCAGAGGCUUAAUUCCAAUGGAUAAUGCGAUGAUUGCAAAUGCAGUGCGUCUCAACUGAGCGACGUCAUCAUGACUGUGUCUCGGUAACAUCAUAACAUUUUGACUGGCACAGUGCAUUGGUCGUGUAGAAAGUUCUUGUGCUGGCUGAAAAAUAAUAAAAGGAAUGAUAUUUGAUAUUUUGGCCACGGGAAGACCUUGCGAGGAGUAGUUAUUAACAUGCUUUUGCGUUAUCUUAUAGGCAAUUAGGCCUACGGCCGUCUUCGAACCAGGUCAUUUAAAUGCCGACGGGACAUUGGACCUAGCACUGGGCGAUGUGCUGAUCUGUAUUGCAUGGUUGCAAUAGUUGUGAACUGGAUUUCACAAAAACACGACCUUGAAGAAGUGUAAAACUCUUGUUGUAGAUUGAUUUGAUAUUUGACUGUUUAUUUUCUUACUUGAUUAAGCUCGUUGUUGCCUUAUGUCUUUGGCAGGAUUACUUGAAAUUGGUAUCAAUGAAAAAAAAACGUAGCGAUUGCAGCGCAUCCCAGUGCAGUGGUAGAGGUUGAAUUCCAGGUUAAAUUGCUAUUUCUAUUUCGUAGAUUGUUUUCUGAAUGGUGCUAUUAAUGGUACAUGUAUAUAUUAAUAGGGUUUAUAAACUUCUCGUCACU